UGGCCCCUGCGAGCCGGGCGUGUGCGCAUGCUCGGCGCGCCGGGUCGGGCUCUGGGCUCGCGUCCCCGCCGCCUCCGCUCCAGUUCCCGGUGAGCCUCGGCGCGGUGGCGGUGUCCGUGUGUCAGCCCGGUGCAGGCGUGAGGCGGAGCCGGCCCAGCGCGAGGCAGCCCAGUGGGAGUGUGUGUGAGGCCCACAUUUCUCUACCUGGAUCGCACGCUCCCGGCGCGGCGAGAAGAGAGCUCACGGGAGUAGAAGUGGGAUACAAGGGCUUGAUUCUGGGUGAUGCAGUUUGGAACUUCCUGUGGCACUGCCUGUGUUUUCCAGAUUUGCUUUGAGGUCACAUUGCUAUGACAUAUGGAAUCACCUUUGAUAACCUCACCUGAGAAGGAAAGAGUUCUUUUUUAUUAAAAAAGCAUAAAGAAAGCAAAUGACCAGAGGAAUCACACCAGAUACCAAGUCUGCAUUUUUUUUUUAUAUCAUCCAUUUUUAAUAUUUAACUGGGCAAGACAAUUGACUUGUACAUAAAAGAAAAUUUGUUCAUCGAUACUACUUUUUUCAGUUUAAAACAGUUUUUUCAUCUUAAUUUGUGGAACUGUCCUGUGAUAAAAAGAGAAAAAUCUUUAAGGCCUUGUUUAAGCUCUGAAGCUUUCAAACCUUCAACAUUUAUUUAGCCCAUUUUUAUUUGUUGAAGUCUCAAAAAUUUAUAGUACUAAGAAAGAUAUGGACUUGGAAACUUACAUUCUUAUAACAGACUAUUGUGAAUUUAACUGGCAAAUUCAGGACAUUAUCUGUUUUGUCAUCAGAAAUAUAACAUAAAGGUGCAGUUUUAGCUUUAAUGCAAACGAAAUUGCUUGAACAUGGCCUGGGUGAAAUUCUUACGGAAACCUGGUGGCAAUCUGGGAAAAGCUUACCAACCUGGAAGUAUGCUGUCACUAGCCCCUACCAAAGGCUUGUUAAAUGAACCAGGACAAAACAGCUGCUUUCUUAAUAGUGCUGUACAGGUAUUAUGGCAAUUGGAUAUAUUCCGACGAAGCCUGAGGGUUCUGACUGGACAUGUUUGUCAGGGAGAAGCCUGCAUAUUUUGUGCAUUGAAGACGAUAUUUGCUCAGUUUCAGCACAGCCGGGAGAAGGCGCUUCCCUCGGACAACAUCCGGCACGCGCUCGCCGAGAGCUUCAAAGACGAGCAGCGGUUCCAGCUUGGCCUCAUGGAUGAUGCGGCGGAGUGCUUCGAAAACAUAUUGGAAAGGAUUCACUUUCACAUAGUGCCCAGCAGAGACGCCGACAUGUGCACCUCCAAGUCGUGCAUCACGCACCAGAAGUUCGCCAUGACGCUGUAUGAGCAGUGUAUGUGUCGUAGCUGUGGAGCAUCAUCAGAUCCACUACCUUUUACAGAAUUUGUGCGGUACAUUUCUACAACAGCCUUAUGCAGUGAAGUUGAGAGAACGAUUGAAAGGCAUGAACGCCUGAAGCCUGAAAUGUUUGCGGAAUUGCUCCAAGCAGCUAAUACGGUAGAUGAUUAUAGGAAGUGCCCCAGUAACUGUGGCCAAAAAAUAAAAAUUCGCCGUGUUUUAAUGAAUUGCCCGGAGAUUGUUACAAUUGGUUUAGUCUGGGAUUCUGAGCAUUCUGACUUAACCGAAGAUGUUAUUCGGAAUCUUGGGACAUACCUGUAUCUUCCUGGGCUUUUUUAUAGGGUUACCGAUGAAAAUGCCAGAAAUAGUGAACUCCACCUUGUUGGAAUGAUCUGCUACAGCAGUAGACAUUACUGUGCCUUUGCUUUUCACACCAAGAGUUCCAAGUGGGUAUUUUUUGAUGAUGCAAAUGUAAAAGAGGUUGGCACUCGAUGGAAAGAUGUGGUCUCCAAAUGCAUUCGCUGCCACUUCCAGCCGCUGCUUCUGUUCUAUGCAAACCCAGAAGGCAGAGCAGUGUCUACCGAGGACGCACUCAGGCAGGUUGUCAGCUGGUCACAUUACAAAUCUGUUGCAGAAAAUAUGGGAUGUGAAAAACCUGCAAUUUAUAGGUUGGAUAAUUCAAAAGAAAAUGGAUUCAGUGAUCAGGCAAAACAGAGAGAUAAUCAGAAGCUUCAAACCACGAACAUCUCAUCGUUCAGCCGGAACCACAUUCAGACAAGUGGUGGUAGAGGACCAGUUAAAUUAAGCCACAAUGAUCAAAGGGAAAAGAUAAAAGAAAUUUUCAGAGAAUGUGCUAUGAAAGCCAUCGAACAGAAAAACUUACUUUCUUCACCAAGAAGAGAUUUGGAAAAGGGACAAAGGAAAGAUGUUGGCCAACAUAAAGUUGAUGAGACCCUCCCACAUUUCAAGUCUGGAUCACCUCCUGCCCCAAAUGGCUUUCAACAGUACGAGAAUCCCCAUCUGUAUCACAGUCAAGGAAGAGGACCCUAUAAACACGACCGGAUUUCCCAUCAGAGUCGAGGUUCUGAACAAAUAACUUCAGGCAAAACUCAGAUUCUUGUACCUGGAGAGAAAAUAACAGGCAAAGUUAAGAGUGACAUUGGCACUGGGUAUGACACAGACAGCAGCCAAGAUUCGAGGGAUAAAGGAAGUAGCUGCAGCAGCAACAGUAAAAGCCGAAACCGAGGCUGGAAACCUAUGAGAGAAACAUUAAAUGUCGACAGUGUUUUUAGUGAAAGUGAAAAAAGGCAACAUAGCCCAAGACAUAAAUCAAAUGGCAGUCACAAACCUAAAGGUAGCAAAGAUCAGAAUUCUAAUAACUGCCCGAAGGAGAAUCCAAAGCAGAAAGGUUUAAUGACCAUAUAUGAAGAUGAAAUGAAACAGGAAGUAGGAAGCAGAACUUCCCUUGAAUCGAAUGGAAAAGGAGCAGAGAAGAAUAAAGUCAUUGUGGAGAGUAAAGUUCACGGUGAAAACUGGCAGGUGCAAAGGACCGAGUCUGGCUACGAGAGCAGUGACCACGUCAGUAAUGGGUCUGCUAGCUUGGACUCACCCAUUACCGAUGGAGGUGGGACAGUCACGGAUGUCAGCGGUGCUAGCGAACUGCUGUCUCUCAGUGACCAAAUUAAGGCAGGCAGCAUACAGGUAGGACAUGGGGACUGUACCUGCCCGCAGAGCGAAGCCCCCUUGGAAGGCUUUGGGAAAGAAUUUCAGGACUUGGAAGCAGGCUGUAAAUCUCACGAGCUCCACCCAGAGUCACAUCUACAUAAGAAACACCCUGUGAUAAAAAGGCCCGAUAUCCAUGAAAUCAGUGGAAAGCCAUUUCCUUUUUCCAGCCUACAGAAAGGCAAGGACCACACAACAGAAGACCAUAUCCACCAAUCAGAUAGACAGAAAUUUGAAAAUCCAAACGGAUGCAGAUUUUCUGAAUGGCUUAAUAAGGAAAAUUCUGAGAGACCAAGUUUGCCUUUUUGUGCUGAUGACAGCUCUGUACCUGCAAAGAGAGUGGACAGAAAUGAAAUAAUCUCAUUAUCUUCAUUGUGUUCUUCACAUCUGAGAACUGUUGGGUUAAAGCCAGAAUCUGCUCCCCUCGCCCAACAGCAAAAUAUGAUGGAACAGUGUUACUCUGUGAAUGUUCCAUCCAGGGAACAUGCAACUCACUCAGCCUGCAGAUCUGACGGUUGUCAAAUGCCAAAUUUUAUUUGCCAGAAUCUUCCACCCCCCUUGCCACCAAAGAAAUAUGCUACAACCAGUGUGCCACAGCCAGAGCAGCUUGAUUCUCUAUCUGAGGUCAAACUUCCAGAAGUGUUUAUGAAAACAACUUCUUCUGGUCUUCCAAAGCACAGCUUAAGGACAACUUCAGAACCAAGUUUAGAAGCUUGUACUCAUGUGAGUGAUGAGAGAUUUAAGGAAACAACUCAAGUUAAACAGCCUGUUGGUUUCUCACAGAACUACCCUGCCAACUCUUCAAUUUCAACUAAGAUGUUUCCAGCAAACUCAGGUGCAGCUGUUGAUGCACUUUGCCAACCAGAACGAGGCUCCAGUUUUAGAAGCCUAGAUGAACCAGUUUCACUAACUACCUAUUUUUCAGUUGAUAACUGUAUGACUGAUACAUACAGAUUGAAAUACCAUCAGAGGCCCAAGCUCUAUUUUCCAGAGAGCAGUGAUUUUUGUAGUGAUAAUUCACUAUCUCAGAGUGAAAGGCAGGUUGGACCUGUGUUACAUAGCAGUCUUGGUUCAAGCUGCCCACCUGAAUAAGGAUAUAAACCUAGCGAACAUUGUAAUAGAUAGAUGAUGCAGUGGGCAAGCUUAGCCUCCGGGCUGUGAGAGCAUAGUGUAUCUAUUGAUCAAAUCACGUGAUGCAAAAAAUUAAAAGCCAUGACUUUUUAAAAAUCAUUAAAUACUUUAAUUUUGUGUUUGGGUGUGCGUGUGCACGCAUGCAUAUGUGUCUAUAUACAUGUUAUUUUUUGAUGAUCAGUUUAGUGGAUGGUUUAGAAAUUCCCUUUGACUAGUUUUGUAUGCCUGGAAAAAUGGAAAAUCUGAGUAUAUAAUUCAUUUGCCAUGUGUAACAGUUCAAUAAGAACCAUUCCAUUAAGUGGCUAGUAGACCCAUAAGUAUUAAGCCAGCCAGAACUUGGGUAUGUAGAUUGUUAAACUGUUUGAAAAAUGCCAGGUGAUAACAUAGUUUGUCUAGUUAAAGCAGUAUUUGCUUUUUGAAGAGCACUUUCUAAUGGGUGACCAAAAGAGGAAUUCACCCUUUUGUUUCUGACUUCCAUGAUAGUCUACCACAUAUGAUCCCUUCAAGUGUCUUAAAAACUGUUGACCCAUGAGUUUAAUAGCAUUUAGGGAAAAAUGCCUUAAUAACCAUGUUUCAAUUAAAACGUCAGGGUCAGGUAGAACUUGGCUCUUAGAACUUUUUUCUCCAGAAUACCUAAUUAACAUAAAUUAGGCCUUUGACUAUUUUAUGUGUCCAUAAGUACUAUUUCAGCCAUGUAAGCUUAACUUUAGUAUAUUUAUUUAUCUUGUUACAUUUUUUUCUAAUUUUAUAUGAAAUGUGAAAGGUUUUUAUUUUGGUUGACUUUGGGCUGCUAAUAACCAGUGUUAGGAAUUCACCUUGGGUCCUCUUCUUGAGGCUGUCACUGUUAACUGCCUAGAUUUCUUCUGACUCUGCUUGCUGAUUAGGUUGUCAGGUUGGUUUAUCUUCUGGGUUUCCAGGAUAAAUUUCUACCUUCAGAUAGAGGUUUGAAUUUUCAUGACAUGUUUAAUAUGGGCAUCUUCCUGUUUUUUCAAAUAGUAAUUUUACCCCAACUACCUUCAUGGAGUUUAUAUUUAAAAACUAAAGGAAUUUUCAUUAUUAUGGUGAACUUAUAAGUGAAAAUAAGUUACUUUAAUGCCUUAUUAGUUGUCAUUUUAUUUUGUACUAAGCUCAUAAACUAAUUGUAAUGUAGAAGUUUUAUAAUGCCUACUCCAGAGAAUUGAGAAUUUUAGAAUUAAAGUUUUCUUUACAUUCCUUUAUAGACUUCAUAAAUAUAACUCCAUGAAUCAUUAAUCUAGUAGAUUUAGUAUUUCAACCAGUUCUAUAAAUUGCAUUAAAUAUGCUAAAAUGUUAAAUAAUUAAAAAUGAACUCUUCUUAGUAAAUGGAAAAUAAGUUGUCAUAAAAGUUUAACCUUACCUAUUUAUCAAAUCUUGGUCAAAUUUUAUCCUCCUAUAAAAAGCUCUCUGCUGGCCUUCUCCAUGAGUUGGUGACUAUCACUGUUCUCUUAAGUUAGAAAUACUUGAAUAUCAAAGUAAAUUUUAUCUUUUAAGAAAGUUUAUUUUUUAACAGGUUUUGGAGUAGAGGCCUUGUAAAUAAUGUAGUUUGCAAAGCUGUAUUUGAAAUAUCAAUGUUUUUAAUUACUGCUUUUUAAAUGUUGUAAAGUACUAGAAAAAAACUGGCUUCUAGUAUUUUUAAUAGUUUCCCAAAACCUCUAUUUUGUCAGUGUUCAGUUGGAACUACAUAAUUUGAAACUAUAAUUUCUGUACUUACACAGGUGUGUCAUUAUCUUCUCGAAUUUCUUAAUGUAUUGCUAGUUAAAGCCUUCUGAAUCAUGUACUUUAGAACCAGAGUUGACUCUUUUUCUGUUGACUCAGCACUCCUACUUCAGAUUCAGUAUGUUUACUAAUCAUUCACAUGUAAAAUUUGUGCUUCUAGGGUGCCGAUUUUUAUAGAUGUUUUCAUCUGUUAUGAGCUUCUUGAAACUUUUUAAAUAAUGUAACCAACAAUUGUUAUGUUUAAAAUACUUAAUUAUAUUUUCAUGUGAAAUGUUUCUUUUGGUUCUGAAUUUUAAUAUUGUUGGAUGUUUCUUUACAUUCAUGAACUGUAUUUCCCUCUCCCAUAUGGAUAUUUUUACCAGAAAUGUGAGUCAAUUUAAAGUUCAAGGGUAUUUAGAAUUUUACAGGGUAUUUCUAAGUUAAAAAUACUGUAAUGUCUAAAGCCCAGCUCCUACAAAAAUUGGCGAACUUUAUAUAGAAAAUGAGAUAGUAAUGAUUUAGGCUUUGUGGACCAUGUCUUUGUGACACAAGCUCUGCCCUUGUAUUUGAAAGCAGCUACCAACAGUAGGUAAGCAAAUAAGCAUGACUAAUUUCCAGUAAAACUUUAUGGCCAUUGGAAUCGGAAUGGCAUAUGGUUUCCAUGUGUCAUGCAAGUCUUUUGGUAUUUUCUAGGCCUUUUAUAAUGUGAAACCUCCUCUUGGGUCAAAGGCCUUCCCACUCAAAACAGGUAGCGAGUCAAAUUGGCCCAGUGGGCCUGGUUUGACCUUAUCCUAGGUCAUCUAUAUGAAAUACACUCAUCCACUGUAAAUAUUAUGGCGGUUUCUCUCCAAUUGUAUUCCUGUGCUGUUUAGAGACUGUGUAUUAGUUCUUUACAUCUUAAAGCUUUCAAAUUGAAGACCCUCUCAAAGCUGUUCUGUUAAUCAGUCAGUUCAUUUCAAAUGGAACUACUGAAGUUAUUUUACUUAAAUCAAAUAUAUGGAAUUGAUAAAAUAUUUUAUCAGAUUAAAAUUAUACUGGUUACUCUUGAU
Messenger RNA from Octodon degus (degu), 6964 nucleotides. It is a transcript of the gene Usp53, whose product is annotated as ubiquitin specific peptidase 53. The transcript has 17 exons. Bases 858 to 4163 code for a protein of 1101 amino acids. Lineage: Eukaryota; Metazoa; Chordata; Mammalia; Rodentia; Octodontidae. Gene Ontology annotation, molecular function: cysteine-type deubiquitinase activity. Gene Ontology annotation, cellular component: cell-cell junction. Gene Ontology annotation, biological process: protein deubiquitination; sensory perception of sound; response to auditory stimulus. The record is from RefSeq and is a predicted model, not a curated record.